AUGAAACUUUUGAAAAUAAGAUAUGAGCUUCUUUCCAGAAAACUUAAUGGAUACUCUACUGACCCUUAUAAUAAAGAUUUUCAACCUCAAAAGACCUCUGAUGAUGAUCUGGUACCAACAAAAGAUAUCUUAGUGUGGUUUGAUCCUCUUGAUCCUGAAUAUGAGUACCAACAAAAUCUUCUGGAAUAUGUCACAACUGCGGUUUGUGUGGCAGUUAAAGGAAAACCAGCCAUUGGAGUCAUUCAUCAACCAUUUGAAAACUUUACAAAGUGGGGAUGGGUAGGCCACGGUGAGUCCACCGAUGCCUAUCCAGUGGCCUCCGAACCUGUUGAUGUAAGCAAACCUAUUUCUAUUAUUCUGCCGACAGCCCGUGCUGCACAAGUGAAAAUUAAAGCAAGAUUGGCCUUUGGCGAUCAUUUCGAUAUGUUUGCUGUUAAUGGGGCAGAAUUUAGUUUUAUUCAGGUAAUAGAAAGCAGAGCAGAUGGAUACCUGCAUGUACUUGAUGUCAAGAAAUGGAAAAUCUGUGCUGACGAUGCAAUAAUCAAAGCUGCCGAUGGCAAGAUGGCGACACUGAGUGAUAAAGAGAUUGAUUACGGGGAUCCUACUCGUUUUACUCAUGAGAGAGGCUUUAAGGCAACAAUUGAGGAUCUCGACCUAUUUGAAGACCUUUCUUCCUUCGAAGCAAAAGAGGCAUAACUCGUAAUUACAUAAAAUGAGAGUUGUUAUUAA
Molecule: messenger RNA, 729 nt
Organism: Argiope bruennichi
Lineage: Eukaryota; Metazoa; Arthropoda; Arachnida; Araneae; Araneidae
Product: putative inositol monophosphatase 3
Exons: 5
Coding region: 1-696 (231 amino acids)
Cellular component (GO): endomembrane system
Molecular function (GO): 3'-nucleotidase activity
Source: RefSeq, a predicted model, not a curated record